AUGGCAUAUUCUGUCCGAUGGGGACAAGUCAACAGCAAAUUCCCGGUGCCAAGCCGAAACUUUGAGGCUAUGCGGCGAUACAUCUGCGCUACGUGCGCGCGUUCUCAACGCCGUACUUUGUUGACGACCCCAAAUGCCGUUCAUCGACGGAACCCAAUCGCACGGCAGACUGGCGCCAACAUCAUUUCCAGACGAUUCGCAUCAUCUGUAGAAAAUUCAGAAACACCUGAUCAAUUAAGAGCAAGAAUUGAUAACAUCCUUCUAAAGACGGAAUUCGAGACGAGACACGACAUUAGGGAAUAUUUGCGGAAAUGGCAAGAGCAGAACGUGAACUAUCUAGAUCCAGUCCAAGGCCCGGAUACUUCGAAUGCGGGUUCGCCUUUAUCAAAGAAAUGGGCCGGAAACAUGCUUAAUGAUGGUCAAGCCGCUCACGAUGAUGCCAUCGAGAAAUCAUACAGCAGUUUGGCAGACACAUCAGAUUACAAGAUUGAUAUGGAUGAGAAUGAUGAUACUGGAGAUAUUCUGGAACCGGGCGAUCUAGUGGGCUUUUACUCUGGAGUGAACCUAGCAACACCUGCAGUAUACAUACGAUCUGUUGAGAGACAAAAGCAAUUUUAUACGCUCAGAGGGAAAUGGCGAGUCACAUCCGAUAAAGAUAUUGACAUCGUUAUCAAAGGUUUUGCGCCCCGAGAAUUGACCGAUGCUUUGACCCCAUAUCUCCCUGAUACAGCAGUCUCUCCCAAUAUCAAUAUGCAAGAAGUCGCCGAAGGAGGAGUUCCUCGCUCCACAGCUGCACCUCUUAUGGCCAUGCUUCAAGAAUUCUCCGAGAAAGAGACACAGCUUUAUCGAGAAAAUGCACAACGAAUCGACAAUUUAUAUUCGUUAAUCGCAUCCCCGAAUAAGCGUUCCGUAUUGACUCUGCCAGAAAUAGCGGCCAAGGCUCUUCAGAUUGGCAUAGACGAGGUGACUCCAGAAGCACUUUUCAUGACCCAAAAGGCUCUCCAACGCAUCCCCUUCCUUGUUCUAGCUGAUCGCUCGUCUAUUUUUUCCAAUCGGUACUUAGUACGGCCGAAAAAAUUUACGCAUCGUUUCAAUACUGUGAUUGAAUGGGUUCGUGAACAUCAAGAUCAUCUCAGUCGGCUUGCCUUACACAAACGUUCUGAUCUGAGUGAUCAUCCGCUUCAAAAGUUCCUUCAGAAGGCUCAGAAAAUAAUCCUCCAGAGUCGGAACAUUAGAUCUCCAACAACCAUGUCGAAUGUCGGCCCUUCCGCUCAACAGUAUACGAUGGAUGAUACGCCCGAUGGACGGGUGUAUCAGAAGGUAAUCACGGACCAGUUUGAUGAUUCUGAUAAAAUCAUUCUUGAGUACCUUGUACAUUUUUCAAUACCGUCGCAAAGGCUCAAUAUGAGCUCUGCGAGAUACGCUGCUAUGCACAUAAUGAGAGCAACGGGGUUGUAUACGGCCAUAGAGCUGCAACGAGGGGCAAUUCCUCUUUUACUACAGGAGCUAGGUAUUUUCUCUCCUUGGGAGAACAUAUAUGCUUUGGAUCAAUUCCUGGCUCUCCCAGAUCAUCACAUUGAUUUACAGUCUGAAUUUACCGAGGAGGCUGCACGAGCUGCCGCAAGCAAACCUCAGAGGUACACAAAGGACACAAUGGCAGAUAUGCGAGUGGAUUGGGGAGAGUUACCCAUUUAUUGUAUUGAUGAUCCCGGGGCAAAGGAAAUUGAUGACGGCAUCUCUCUGGAACCUGUUGCUGGAACCGAAGACACAUUUUGGCUUCGUGUGCACAUCGCCAACCCCACCGCUUUCAUGCCGCAUGAUGAUCCCAUAUCCAAGAAUGCUGCCGCGCGUCUAACGACUGUUUACCUGCCUGAAAGACACUAUUCCAUGCUGCCAACAUCUUUUACGAGCCGCUCCCUUAGUCUGGCUGGUAACAGCCCUACUCUCACUAUCUCUGCCAAAGUCAAUCUGAACGGCGAUGUUUUGGAGACGGAUAUCACGAAUGGGGUAGCGCGAAAUGUCGUUUACUUGACCCAUGCCGGUCUACGAAACGCUCUCAAGGGUCAUAUGAAAUCUUCGCAAACGUACACAGUUGGUAAAGACCCGCCUUCGCAUUAUCUCCAACAACUAUCGCCCGAGUCUCCUGCAGUUACCCCAGAGCAAUCAGAGACGUUCAAUCUCAUGAGAAGAAUCAUGACUCAAAUUAAUACGAAAUGGAGAGAAAAUGGCGGGUUGACUUGGCCUGACAACAUGAGUCAACAAAAUCCGUCCAUAUACUCUGGCAACCCCAUUCCGCCAUUUUCGGUGCACCCUGACAAGUUCGACUGGGAAGGCGGUUAUUACCAGGGUGACCCAAGCAUUCUACUCCCAGUCAGCGACGUCGAUCCUUAUGAGGUCCCAGAUUUGAGCCAAAGGAAUCUUGUAGCAUUAGUCAUGAGAUUUGCCUGCCACGUUGCGGGACGAUGGAGUGCAGACCGAAACAUUCCACUCGUAUAUGACGGCACUUACUUCCACCCAGAGUACCCGCCAUUAACGCCACAAAAGCUAAAAAAUUUCACUGCAGACGACUGGCUUCACUUCGCACCUCCCAAGGGAUAUAGUGCUUCCAGCGUUUUACCGCACAGCGGUCUGGGUGUUGACGCGUAUACCAAAGCAACCAGCCCCCUACGACGAUACAGCGAUCUAGUAGCCCACUACCAAAUUGAAGCAGCUCUACGCUACGAGAAAACAUACGGCAAGAAAUUCGACGGCGCAGAAGCCGAAGCCGCCGCUUCCCUACCAUUCUCCACUGAACAAAUCGACUCCCUUCUCGAGAACAUAAAAGCCAAAUACCCGCUUAUCAGAUCCGUCCAGAAUCAAUCCCGCGCAUUCUGGGUCUGCCAAUUCCUUUUCCGCGCCUUCUAUUUUGGUGAAUGCGAUACUCUCCCAGAUACUUUCACCUGCAUGGUGCGGCAAGAGGUUCAGGGUAUUUCAACAACGGACGUGAACUAUGCGGCAGCAUAUGCGGCAGAUAACCUGCCCUUGGGUAUUCGAGUACAGCUUUUUGCCACUGAGGAGUUCCGUGAUCUGGAUCCGCUGAGUACGGUGGAAGCUAAGAUUGUGGCUGUUAACAUGGCGAAGCAUGUUGUCGAGAUGGAGGUUGUGAGGAAAGUGAAAGGUUGGGAGAGAACUGGUGAUUGGGCUUAA
Talaromyces marneffei is the source of this 3186-nucleotide messenger RNA. RefSeq lists its product as uncharacterized. The transcript is spliced from 3 exons. The record is from RefSeq and is a predicted model, not a curated record. NCBI's taxonomy places the organism in Eukaryota, Fungi, Ascomycota, Eurotiomycetes, Eurotiales, Trichocomaceae. Gene Ontology annotation, molecular function: RNA binding; 3'-5'-RNA exonuclease activity. Gene Ontology annotation, biological process: mRNA catabolic process. The coding region runs from base 1 to 3186 and encodes 1061 amino acids. Gene Ontology annotation, cellular component: P-body; exosome (RNase complex).